Messenger RNA from Opisthorchis viverrini, 1369 nucleotides. RefSeq lists its product as hypothetical. The coding region runs from base 1 to 1335 and encodes 444 amino acids. Lineage: Eukaryota; Metazoa; Platyhelminthes; Trematoda; Opisthorchiida; Opisthorchiidae. Gene Ontology annotation, molecular function: protein binding. The transcript has 7 exons. The record is from RefSeq and is a predicted model, not a curated record.
AUGACGUGCACAUAUACCAUCAUGUGUAUUCCAGCAGGACUGCAGAAUAUGCACCGAAUUCUCCGAUUUUGUCGGAGCUGGAAACAGCGGAUAAAUAUCGGUGGAAACACUCGUUAUGGAAACUCAAGCCAUCGAUUCGACAGAGGCAAAGUGACCAACUCUCGUAAACAGCGACCGUCAACGCUGUUGUGCAGACUAUCACCCCAAGCAGCCACCAGCUCUUCCUUGGUGUUUACGCGUGCACCUUGGGUUCGGAUUGGAAGGCUGAGAUCCCGAACACUUGACACAUGCGGAAACAUUGGUCAGAUUGCCAUGGAGGAGAACUCUGAAAGAUCAAACCUCAGCUGGAGUUCAACUUAUAGCUAUACAACAGAUUUACACCCGGAUACGAUUGAGUUUUCACCCAGUUCCCACAUCGCUCUUUGUGGCUCCUACGAACUGAAUGAGAUUACCGGGAUACGUUGCGGAAGCUUAUAUUCAUUCAGCUCCAAGGAGGGGCUUGAUUUUUUCGUAGACGGCAAUUAUUUAUGUCCAGGUGUGCUUGACCUCUCCUGGGUCGAUAACAACACUGUGCUAUCCGCUCAUGCGGAUGGAACUCUUGGGGUGUGGUUGCUGGAUGGUUUGGCGAUGAGGCCUUGUUUUUACGAGGUUCACCCGGGCUACGGAAAUGUGCACCUGUGGGAGCUCACACAAGGCAUCGCGAGUACACCGGUAAAAAUUCGGGCGUUUUGUGCGCAUCAAUUUGAGGCCUGGUGUUCUUCUGUGGACUCUCUGCAAGACCAUGUUUUCUACUCUGGCGGGGACGACGGGCUUUGUCACAUGUGGGACACGAGGCAAUUAUCUCACGCCGUCUGCACUUUGAAGCAUGAAAUGGGAGUAUGCAGUGUUCGUAAUCACCCCACACUUUUGAACAUCAUAUCAACGGGAAGCUACGACGAAUGUCUUCGGGUUUGGGACCUACGAAUGGUGCGCACAAGUACAACAGGUAGCGUGACUGCACCAUCUACUCCUCUGAGUAGUUGCACUGUCGGUGGCGGAGUUUGGCGUCAUAAAUGGAGUCCAUCGGGUGACUGGAUUCUUGUUGCAGCCAUGAGUGCGGGAUUCGCGACCGCCAAGCUAAUUUCUCCUACGGUGACGGACGCUGCAAAAGGCGACUGUUUCACAAUGUCAAUACAUCCAGCUGGACGAUUUCGUUCAUCCGCUCAGUUGGCCUACGGAAUCGAUUGGGUUGAACAACCCACCUUCCACGCAUCAACAAGAAGGUGGAUCGUUGGAACUUGUUCCUUCUACGAUAACCGCGUUGAUUUUUCUCAGCUACUCAUGACUCCGACUUGAAUAACUCGAUAUAUUAUGCUUUUGUAAUAUUGCC